Molecule: messenger RNA, 2977 nt
Organism: Hipposideros armiger (great roundleaf bat)
Lineage: Eukaryota; Metazoa; Chordata; Mammalia; Chiroptera; Hipposideridae
Gene: KCNQ1
Product: potassium voltage-gated channel subfamily Q member 1
Exons: 17
Coding region: 1-1929 (642 amino acids)
Biological process (GO): potassium ion transmembrane transport
Cellular component (GO): voltage-gated potassium channel complex; membrane
Molecular function (GO): voltage-gated potassium channel activity
Source: RefSeq, a predicted model, not a curated record
AUGCCGGGGGAGUGGGGGGGCCGCGGCCCGCUGUGUCUGCACCUGCGGGCUCCGCGCCUUUCUUCAAGGCUCAGCUGGGUGCUCGGCGGCGCAGGCCGAAUCAGGCUCUUCGCGCCCGCGGCACCGCCCGCCGCCGACCUCGGGCCGCGGCCGCCCGUGAGCCUCGACCCGCGCGUCUCCAUCUACAGCGCGCGCCGCCCGCUGCUCGCGCGCACCCACGUCCAGGGCCGCGUCUACAACUUCCUGGAGCGCCCCACCGGCUGGAAGUGCUUCGUCUACCACUUCGCGGUCUUCCUUAUCGUCCUGGUCUGUCUGAUCUUCAGCGUGCUGUCCACCAUUGAGCAGUAUGUCGCCCUGGCCACAGGGACCCUCUUCUGGAUGGAGAUUGUCCUGGUGGUGUUCUUUGGGACGGAGUACGUGGUCCGCCUCUGGUCAGCAGGCUGCCGCAGCAAGUAUGUGGGCAUCUGGGGGCGGCUGCGCUUUGCCCGGAAGCCCAUUUCCAUCAUCGACCUCAUCGUGGUCGUGGCCUCCAUGGUCGUCCUCUGCGUGGGCUCCAAAGGGCAGGUGUUCGCCACCUCGGCCAUCAGGGGUAUCCGCUUCCUUCAGAUCCUGCGGAUGCUGCACGUGGACCGCCAGGGGGGCACCUGGAGGCUGCUGGGCUCCGUGGUCUUCAUCCACCGCCAGGAGCUGAUCACCACCCUGUACAUUGGCUUCCUGGGCCUCAUCUUCUCGUCCUAUUUCGUGUACCUGGCCGAGAAGGACGCCGUGAACGAGUCGGGCCGCGUGGAGUUUGGCAGCUACGCGGAUGCCCUGUGGUGGGGGGUGGUCACAGUCACCACCAUCGGCUACGGGGACAAGGUGCCCCAGACGUGGGUCGGGAAGACCAUCGCCUCCUGUUUCUCCGUCUUCGCCAUCUCCUUCUUCGCGCUCCCGGCGGGGAUUCUUGGCUCCGGUUUCGCCCUGAAGGUCCAGCAGAAGCAGAGGCAGAAGCACUUUAAUCGGCAGAUCCCGGCAGCAGCCUCACUCAUUCAGACGGCGUGGAGGUGCUAUGCUGCCGAGAACCCCGACUCCUCCACCUGGAAAAUCUACGUGCGGAAGCCAACCCGGGGCCACACUCUGCUCUCCCCCAGCCCCAAGCCCAAGAAGUCUGUCAUGGUAAAGAAGAAGAAGUUCAAAAUGGACAAGGACAACGGCCUGAGUCCAGGAGAGAAGAUGCUCACAAUCCCCCACAUCACGUGUGAGCCCUUCUCGGAGGAGCGGAGGCUGGACCACUUCUGCAUGGACAGCUACGACAGCGCUGUGAAGAAGAGCCCAACACUCCUGGAAGUGAGCACAGCCCAUUUCAUGAGAACCAACAGCUUUGCCGAGGACCUGGACCUGGAAGGGGAGACGCUGCUGGCCCCCAUCACCCACGUGUCACAGCUGCGGGAGCACCAUCGGGCCACCAUCAAGGUCAUUCGGCGCAUGCAGUACUUUGUGGCCAAGAAGAGGUUUCAGCAAGCUCGGAAGCCCUACGACGUGCGGGACGUCAUCGAGCAGUACUCCCAAGGCCACCUCAACCUCAUGGUGCGCAUCAAAGAGCUACAGAGAAGGCUGGACCAGUCCAUCGGGAAGCCCUCCCUCUUCAUCUCCGUCUCAGAAAAGAGCAAGGACCGAGGCAGCAACACCAUAGGUGCCCGCCUGAACCGGGUGGAAGACAAGGUGACACAGCUGGACCAGAGGCUGCUGCUCAUCACCGACAUGCUUCACCAGCUUCUGUCCUUGCACCAGGGCGGCCCCCCGGCGGGCAGGGCCCCCAGCGGGGGCGGGACCCCAGUGGUCCAGCCCUGCCGCGGCUCCAUCAACCCCGAGCUCUUCCUGCCCGGCAACGCCCUGCCCACCUACGAACAGCUGACCGUGCCCCGCAGGGGCCCCGACGAGGGGUCCUGAUGGGGGCCUGGGGCCUGAGUGGGGAGGCCCAGAGGAGCCCCAUCGGCCUGCCCCACCUCCCACUCAGCAGGGGCACCCGUCAGGCCGCUGGCCGCCUCCUCAAACAGCUCCUCUCCCCCAGGCCCCGGACACCCCAGAGGCCAUGCUGCCCCACAAGCCCAGGCUCAGGGGUCCGCUGAGGCCGUCUCUUUCCAGCCAGGGGGUACUAGAACUUGGCUGGGUAUGGGAGCCCCCUCUCAGCUCUGAGACUCUGGCCCCCGACAUUGCUUGCAUGGUGGUUGGGACACAGUGGCAGGGGGUCAGGCUGGCACCCAGGGCUGGGCACCCUGGUACUUGGUCCGUGCCACAUGUGUCAGGAAGCAGGACAGGGGCAUGCAGUCCCCCCUGAGGGGAGACCAAGAGACAGGGGAGACCAACAGACAGCGUAGACAGGGCCUGUGGGGGCCACACCCCAGCCUGGAAGCCAAAGCUCAGGUGGACCCAGGGAGGAGACAGGAGGGCAGAGCAGGCCCAGCCCAUGCCAACAAAGGAUGCCCGUGAGCUCUGCUCAGAGGGCCCCAGGCCUGGGCCGUGACCCUCAGUCUCCAGUGAUGCUGACUCGAUGGGCCAGGGACUGUGAGGGAGCUUAUCCUGACGCCACAGCUUCAAGCAGGACGGACAGGCCCACUGUCCCCAGAGCCCUUCCCUGGGGGUAGAAUGUCCACCAGUGGAAUGGGGGUGGACAGGCCCCCCACUUUAGACUGGCAGCUUCUCCUACCCAUUCCAGAGAGAAGAAGGGGCCCUCCAGCCCCACUCACGUGCAGCCCCUGCCUCCAGCUCCCUGCCCAGUCCGAGCAGCUGGACAGACACACAGAACUGUCAGCCGCUGAGCCCUGGGGGAGCACAAGCAUGUCACAGUCCCCCCACAGGACGGGGGCUCCCCCUGGGUGUCACGUCUCAUAGAAAUCAGAAUAAUUUGUGGUGAUUUGGAAUCUGUUUUAAUGAGUUUCACGGUGUGAUUUUGAUUCUUUCUUGUGCUGGCUUUUCCCAAUAAAUGUGGGGUCAUGGG